AUGUCAACAGCUAAUGUUUUGAGAUAUACUGCCCUUGGUUUGGGUUUUCUAGUUGGGUUCAAGACUGACUGGUCUUUGAAAUCAGAAGCUAGAGAAAGAGAAGAAGAAGAUAAGUAUCAAGCUCAACUUAAAUUAGUUGAGGAAGCUAGAAAAGAAUAUAGAAAGUUACACCCAGUAGCUUCACUGGAAUCUGAUAAAGUCGAGGUCAAUCUAGAUGAUCCAAAUUUUGAUUUUGGUAAAUUCAUUGAAGAAACUGUAGGAUCUUUAAAGGCUUAA
This is a messenger RNA of Arxiozyma heterogenica, 276 nucleotides long. It is a transcript of the gene TIM11, whose product is annotated as F1F0 ATP synthase subunit e. NCBI's taxonomy places the organism in Eukaryota, Fungi, Ascomycota, Saccharomycetes, Saccharomycetales, Saccharomycetaceae. Gene Ontology annotation, molecular function: proton transmembrane transporter activity. Gene Ontology annotation, biological process: proton motive force-driven ATP synthesis. The transcript has a single exon. The coding region runs from base 1 to 276 and encodes 91 amino acids. The record is from RefSeq and is a predicted model, not a curated record.